UCAAACCAGCAACAGCCUCUUAUGAAUUUGAAAACUAGUAUCUAUCGUCGAAAAUGAAGAAAUUUAUUAAAACAAUAAAGAAGAAGACCCAGAGACAGGGUAGUUACGACCCACAGGCAGCUGGCUCUGAAGAGGCUACGGGAGGGACAGAGACUGGUUAUGUUGUUCGCGAAAAAGAUCUCCCGAAACUUCACAAAGCAGCAUGGACUGGAGAUUUGUCCAAAGUAGUGCAACUUGUGAAAAAGGAUACAAGCUCUCUAGACAAAGAAAACAGGACUGCUUUGCAUCUUGCUUGUGCAAGAGGCCAUGCUGAUAUAGUAAAAGUUCUUCUAGAGUGGCAUGCCAAGAGCAACAUUGGGGACAGUGAAUCUAAAACUCCCCUUCUUAAG
This is a messenger RNA of Saccostrea cuccullata (small rock oyster), 389 nucleotides long. RefSeq names its product ankyrin repeat domain-containing protein 7-like. The annotation marks the transcript as partial. Gene Ontology annotation, molecular function: protein binding. The transcript has 2 exons. NCBI's taxonomy places the organism in Eukaryota, Metazoa, Mollusca, Bivalvia, Ostreida, Ostreidae. The record is from RefSeq and is a predicted model, not a curated record.